Adineta steineri is the source of this 634-nucleotide messenger RNA. NCBI's taxonomy places the organism in Eukaryota, Metazoa, Rotifera, Eurotatoria, Adinetida, Adinetidae. The record is from the annotation of a GenBank genome assembly.
AUGAAUUUGACGACGAUAAUUCAUUUUUUUAAUAUAUCUGAUGAAUAUUUUACUUUCAAUGAAUUAUAUCAUCGGAAUGUUACUUCAUAUGAUAUUCUUCGAUGGUCGUCAUCGAUUGAUGUUGCUGAACAAUAUCAAUAUUAUCUUGAUCGACCAUUUCAAUCUAAUCUAUCGAAUGAAACGUUUUUUAAUUGUACACCUCCAUGGUUUGGAUCUCGAUGCCAAUAUUCAUCAGAAAUAAAUGAAGAUGAAUUAGUUUGGAAUUCAUUUGAAAUGACUUUGACAGAUAUAAUGUUUCAACAAACGUGUUACAUUCUUUUAGAAUGUGAUCGUGGUGGUUCAUCGAUUUGUCUCGACUGGCGAGAGAUAUGCAAUGGUCGAAUCAAUUGUUUAAAUGGUGGUAUUGAUGAAAUUGGAUGUUUUAAAUUAGAAAUUAAUGAAUGUGAUGAGAAUGAGUAUCGAUGUCAUAAUGGAUUAUGUAUCCCAAAAAUCUUUUUGGAAAUGAUAUUUGUGGAACCACAAUGUUUUGAUCAAUCGGAUGGAAUUGUUAAGAUCGAUCAGCUUCUGACAGCUAAUUAUCCACCACAUCUAUUCAAAUAUCAAGAAUAUGUAUGUCGACCUGACGAAGGACAAU